GAACGGCAUAGCCCCUUUUGACUUCUUCACCAACCAGGAGCCGAUGGAGCUGGCUGGCCGCACAGUGCCGUCGGGCACGGAGAUUUGGGUGCACUACCGCCACGUUCUCAAGCACUCACCUCUGGUGAAGGAAAAGCUGGGCGACGAUCUGGAGGAGUUCCGACCCCAGCGAUGGCUCGGUUCCGAAGGCAUCAUCAAGCACCCGCCUUUUGACAGUCUGGCCUUUGGGCAUGGUGCUCGAAUCUGCUUGGGGCGGACCUUAGCCGACUACGAAGGAAAGUUGGCGAUGGUCAAGGUGCUGCAGAAAUUUGUCCUUGAGGAGUGGACGAAGCCGCGGAUGGAAGAGAUAACCACUUUCGUCACCGUUCCUGCAACCGAUGUCGUCAUCCGUCUGCGGCGCCGCGGAGUCGAGACCCAAAAAAUCUGCGGAGACCGAAUGGCAGCCCCAUUCUCGCACCCGCACCCAGAGAGCCCAAUACCUUAA
Molecule: messenger RNA, 484 nt
Organism: Symbiodinium sp. CCMP2592
Lineage: Eukaryota; Dinophyceae; Suessiales; Symbiodiniaceae
Source: the annotation of a GenBank genome assembly